Austrofundulus limnaeus is the source of this 627-nucleotide messenger RNA. RefSeq names its product proline-rich protein 2-like. Lineage: Eukaryota; Metazoa; Chordata; Actinopteri; Cyprinodontiformes; Rivulidae. The record is from RefSeq and is a predicted model, not a curated record. The transcript has a single exon. Bases 1 to 627 code for a protein of 208 amino acids.
AUGCCAGGCCCGGGGAGCCCCAGGUCACGGACAAAAACAGAGCCCAGGGGACCACCAGAGAACAGGAUCAACAAUCCAUCCAUCCCAGAGCCAUCAAGACCCCCAAGACCGGACCCCCAGUCCCACAGCCAGCCUGCAACCAAAAGAGGCCACCGAACCCCAACAAGGAAGGUUCGGCCAAGACAGCGCAAGGAAGGACCAAGAGUGAGCCCCGCCAAAACAAAAGGACCAACUACCUGCCCCAGCACAGCCCCUGGCCACCACCAAAGGCCAUCCACCCAUCCCCCUCCCCCGAAAAAAUACUACACUCACCCCAAGAUUAAGACAACUUUCAGAAGAUAUAGCAUACUAGACACCCAGGCUGGGUUGACCUACCCCCAAUUGGCCACCAGCCCUGUACCCAGUCACCACUACCCCCGGCCCACCAGCGCACCGAGGGCUCCCAGCCCAGGGCCGGGCACCAGGGCAAAAAGCGGCCCAGAGCCCGGCAACUGCACGCCAGGGCCCAAGCCCCCAGGCCCUCCAGGACCGCAGCUCAGGGGCGGCAUGAUCCCAGAACCCCAAGCCCCCCAUGCCCACCCCGAACCCACCCCAGCACAGCUAGACCACCGGAUCGGCAACCCAUGA